CUUCUCUAGAUGGUCAAUGAAAGAUGCUAAAAAAAAUUAAUGGACUGGUCAAAAAUGAAGUGGCUUUAUAUCAACUGGAUUUAAUAGUGAAGGCAUUUUGAAGUAAUUAUAAUAUAUUUUGGAGUAUAAUAAACUUAAACAUCGUUUAAGGUGAAAAAGUAAUGGUUGUUAGCUUCAACGCCUUGCGAUGGCAAAGAAAAGGAAACCCGCAACGCAACUCGCUGCUCGGCGGUCUGCCCGUCGCGGGAAGCAGGCGACUAUUGAGGAGGUUGCCUUGGUAGGCGAAACAUCCACAACAGUAGAAGCAACAACAUCCAACACACAACCUAAAUCUCCUGAGACCUCCAGUGCAAAAGUUGAACAGUCAAGUACAUCACUAGCACAACUGUCUCAAUCUCAUAACUGGAAUCCUACUGUUAAAAUUUGCCCACCUGUAGGUUUGCAUAAGAAAUUUGGUAAAUAUCGUUGUUUAUUCAAUAAUGAUGAAAAUUCAAGCAGAAAGAGUGAUGUAUGUAGCGAUAGUGAAACAAAUAGUAGUGAUAUUAAAAUAGUGGAUCUUUGUGGUAGCUCGGAGUCAGAUUCAAAUGCUGCAAUAGAGAUCCAUUCUGAUACUAACAGUUCUGCAAGCCCUAGUCCUCUCAGCAUUUUGUCAAACCCUCAACAAAAUCAUAUGAAUAUACCACUACCUGCAUCAUCACAGUCUUCCGAAGUGUCUGUAGGAAAUGAGGCACCUGUGGGAAGUGAGGUUACUAUUUUAAAUGAGACCCCUGUGGUACAUGAGGUUCCUGUGAUAUAUGAGGUCCCUAUAGUAAAUGAAAUCCCCGAGGUAAAUGAUACCCAUGUGGUAAAUGAGACUCUUGAAGUAAAUUAUAAUUCUAUGGAUAAUAUUGAAAACAAUGUGCUACAAAUUCCUUUGCCUACAGAUGUAUCGGUAAUUGCUAAUGAUGACCAACCUGUAAGUAAUAAAGAUAAUGAAAAAGAAGUACAGGAAAAAAACAUUCCAUCUGUAGAACAAAUUGAGUAUGCCUGUGAUGAUGAGGAAAUUAUUACGGUAGUACAAAUCGUAGAAGAUGAUAAUCAAGAGCUUUAUUACGACAUUAAAAUAGAUAGUCCAAAGAAUGAGGCAACAAAACAGACAAAUGAAGAUGAAGAGUGUAAAAAUUAUGAUUCCGAUUUCCAGAAACACUUUGAAAAUCUCAACUUAACUGCUGAAUCUAGGUCCACUGCACAUUCACCUAUGGAUUGUUCAGAACUUGAAUAUAUACAAACCUCUCAUUGUAAUACCCCAGAUAUAUUUUCAAAAGAAAAUUCUUAUGAUUUAACAAGACCUGAUCCAAGCUUGACACCGAGUUCUAUAUUAUCCGAUGAGAGCAACUCAUCAAGAGUAACGGAACAGACGCAAAACAAUUCCAAUGAUUCCGCGGAAUCAUCACCAACAGGUGUAAGACGGUCAAACCGUAUAAAAACAAUCAGCAAUUUGAAACAAAAGACUAAAGGAUAUGGUUUAGUUAAACCACUAAAGAAAGCAUUAAUUACUCAAACAAAAUUAAAAUUAGAAGAAUUAGGCUCAGAUAGUCAAGAGAAAAUAGGAGAAACAAUAUCAAAUGUGAUACCACACUCCUCACAGUUUCCCAUUCCCUCUGAAAUGCCAGUCAAGGUUAAAUCACGUUGGAGAAGAUCAAGCGAGCUUGAAAUGGGAACAAAUUCACCUGCAGUGUCACCGUUAGCUAGUCCAGGUCUCCCUCAACGUGUACUUCCAUUAACGGAAGAACAAAUACCAACGGAUGUGGAACAAGCUGUUGUAGCAUUAACUAAAGAAGCAUAUGAUAAGAUAAUUGAAGAGAGAAUGAAUCAAUUUCAGCAUUUGGAUGAGAAUGAGUAUUUGUGUGAUCGUAUGAUCAGCAGAGACACAAGGAAGAUGAUUUGUGAUUGUUUUAUGACCAAAGAAGAGUUGGAACGAGGAGAACUUGCUUGUGGUGAAGACUGUCUUAAUAGACUGCUUAUGAUUGAAUGUAACUCCAGAUGUCCAGUUGGUGACCGUUGUACUAAUAGAAGAUUCCAGAAUAGAGAGAAUGCCUCUCUAAAGGUUUUUUAUGCAGAUAAGAAAGGAUGUGGAGUGGAGGCUGCUGCUGAUAUUAUAUCGGGUGAAUUUCUAAUGGAAUAUGUAGGUGAAGUGUUGGAUUAUGAACAAUUUUACAAGAGGGCGCAGUCAUAUUCUGAUGAGAACAACCUACAUCACUAUUUCAUGUCACUUAAAGGUGACACAGUUAUUGAUGCGACAAUGAAAGGAAACAUAUCAAGAUUUAUCAACCAUUCUUGUGAACCGAACGCGGAGACACAGAAGUGGACGGUCAAUGGAGAGCUGAGAAUAGGGUUUUUCAGUAAAAGAGAGAUUCCCGCAGGAGAAGAGAUUACUUUCGACUAUCAGUUUCAGCGUUUUGGCAAGGUGGCGCAGCGCUGCUACUGCGGCGCGGAGAACUGCCGCGGCUGGAUCGGUGCAGAACCUGACUCUGAUGAUGAUGAUGAUGAAGAGGAGGAAGAAGAUGUAUCCACAUCCAAGUCUGGUACUGCAGAGUCCGAGGAGCCUGGUGCAGUCGACCCAUCAGAGCAGCCCCAGCCACGCGUGCGCAAACCUAAGAGAAACAGAAAGUACAAACCUAAAGCCCCGGACCUUGUCCAAGAUGCUGAUAUUGAGGAGGACCUAGAAGCCCUAGGUCACAGCGGUGUGAAGAACCAGAGCCACACGCUGCGUCUCUCCCGUACGGUGGUUCGUGCGAAGACGCGCCGCGCGCAGACCGCAUUACUCCGCCUGCUGAGGGACGCUGAUCUGCCGUGUAGAAGACUGUUCCUUGAUUAUAGAGGUCUACGUCUACUGGCACCAUGGUGUUCUGAUGCUUCUACGGAGUUCAGAUUGGAAAUGCUUCUAACUGUGGACCGGUUGCCGAUUACAAACAAGACAAUGGUACAAGAGAGUCGCUUCUUUACGAUCGUGGAGCGAUGGCGCAGCGCCGGCGGACCUGCGCCUGAUCCUGUUUUUAUUGAUGAAGCUACUGGUCUUCCAGUAGAAUUGAACAAUAUAACAGCUCAAGACGCAGCAACAAUCGCUGAAAAGAACAAAGAGAAUGCAGCGAUGCUAGAAAAAGUUAGAGAUCUGUCUAGCCAGUUGUUGGAAAGAUGGUCCAGUUUGAAGGAGGUGUUCAAAAUUCCGAAAAAGGAAAGAAUACAGCAAAUGAAGGAGCACGAACGUCAAGCAAACGUGGAGAGACGCGCGGCGGAUUCAAGCGGCUCGCGGGAGAGGGAGCGAGAGAGAGAACGAGAGCGCAGAGACGAGCGAGAGAGACGGGACGAUAGGGAGCACCGCGAGAGGGAGCGGGAAAGGGAGAGGGAGAGAGAGCGCGAGAGGGAAAGAGAGAGGGAGCGGGAGCGCGAGAGAGAGCGGGACCGCGACCGCGACAGGUACAGAGAGCGGGAACGAGAGCGAGACAGGGAGCGGGACAGGGAAGAUAGAGAUAGGAGGAAACGAAGGAGUAGCCCAGAAGCCAGGCGAAGUAUACGUUUGAGCGAGCGCGUGCUGGCGGCGGUGCCCCCGCUGAGCAAGGAGGAGCGGCGGCGCGCGUUCGCGGAGGCGGCGGCGGCGGCGGAGGAGGCGCGCCGCGCUCCCCCCGCACCCGCACCCCCAUCAGCACAGCCCGCCUGGCCAUACUGGACGCAGCAUGACGCAUUCCAACAGAUGUUCCAGCCCGGCAUGCUGGGUCAGAUAAUGCCGGGGCUGGUGGGGGGCAUGGUGCCCCAGGUGUCCCAAGUGCCCCAGGUGCCGCAGGAGACGCAGGCAGAGUGGUUGGCCCCUGGGAGUGACUUCCACUCGCAGCCAGCUUUUGUACCUUCUUUCCCCGGAGCACAGUUCUGUAUGCCACAGCAUAAUAUGAUGGGCUUCGGUAUGGGAGGGUUCAUGUUUGGGCAACAAAUACCGCAGUCGUUCCCCACGCGGCCCGGCCAAGUGCCCACGCAGUCGAUGCCCACGAUGCCCACGAUGCCCACGCAGCCGGGCAUGGCUCAGCCCACGUUGCCCAACAUGCAGUCGCAGUUGCCCACGCUGCAGAUGCAAGCGCUAAGAAAUUCUCAAUCCAACCAAGCAGUGCAAAAUGCUAACCAGAUGGCGGGUGCACAAGCACAAGGAGGUGAGAAGGAGGUAGUAUUGCCUUCUUUGUGGCGCAGCGCGAGGGAUGUGCGCGGCCGCACUUACUACUACCACGUUAAGUUGCGACGACCGCAGUGGUUGCCGCCCCCUCCGGACCCUGAGGAGAGUUCGUCGGAGGAGGAGGUGGAGGCGAUGAGCGCGCUGGACGCGGCCGUGGUGCGCAGACAGGUGAAGGGAAAACUGGUAGAGGGAGUUAAUGGCAUUUAUGAAGGUAAAAACAAUUUUACUUAUAUUAAGGAAGUUUUCCUUAAAGAGGAGAAAAUGACAUAG
Messenger RNA from Papilio polytes (common Mormon), 4468 nucleotides. It is a transcript of the gene Set2, whose product is annotated as histone-lysine N-methyltransferase SETD2-like. The transcript is spliced from 16 exons. Gene Ontology annotation, cellular component: nucleus. Bases 188 to 4468 code for a protein of 1426 amino acids. Gene Ontology annotation, molecular function: histone H3K36 methyltransferase activity; protein binding. The record is from RefSeq and is a predicted model, not a curated record. NCBI's taxonomy places the organism in Eukaryota, Metazoa, Arthropoda, Insecta, Lepidoptera, Papilionidae.